Fusarium pseudograminearum CS3096 is the source of this 531-nucleotide messenger RNA. RefSeq lists its product as uncharacterized. The transcript has 3 exons. Lineage: Eukaryota; Fungi; Ascomycota; Sordariomycetes; Hypocreales; Nectriaceae. The coding region runs from base 1 to 531 and encodes 176 amino acids. The record is from RefSeq and is a predicted model, not a curated record.
AUGCCUGGUGACAUUGAGUCCUUCAAGGACGCCAAAGUCCGACAGAUCACCGACCACGAAGUCAAUCUCCAGACCCGCGAAGUCGUCCUCACAGUCGAAUGGCGUGACUCGCCCGAUUCAUCCAACGAAACCACCACAACCUUUUCCGAGGCCGCCGUCCAAGAGGUCGACGAAGAUCUCGUACUCAAGUACUGGAAAGAUGAUGGCGGUCGUUUCGAAGCCACCACUCUAGGAAAGGAACAGGUCUUCAAGAUCGUGGACGAGAUGAAACGAUGGUGGGGCGUCCAGUGGGUUGGUUACUCCAAGGAGGAGAUGACCGUUGUUCCGAAACAUGACAUUGCCUACAAGCCCGGCGUUGGUGAUGCGAUUGUAAAGUGGCGACGAAGCUUGACGCAGAUGCAGUUGGCCGAAGUAGACCAUUUCAGUCUGGGAGUCGACUACAACAGAAGAUUGCCAGCUUGGAUUGGUCAGUUGCCCGAGGUGGACUGGGACAACAUUGACAUGGAAUCUUUUGAGAAUGGCGAUUUUUAA